This is a messenger RNA of Klebsormidium nitens, 1614 nucleotides long. The record is from the annotation of a GenBank genome assembly. NCBI's taxonomy places the organism in Eukaryota, Viridiplantae, Streptophyta, Klebsormidiophyceae, Klebsormidiales, Klebsormidiaceae.
AAACUCGAUUGAUGCGGGCCAUGUGCCUCGUGUUUUGGGGCGGCAGAAAUGCGAAGCAUCCUGCUUUCUACUACAAGGUGCGCUUCCAAGCAGCCCAGGGAGCACUAUUGAAGGGUCCCAUGUGGAAGCAUUUGCAAGAUCGCCAGACAGGCUCUGAGAAGCCCCAAGUGACUGCUGCGAGGAUCGCCAAGUCGCGGCUGCUCGCAUUGGAUCUGUCCACAAGCAAAGAGAUCUCCAGCGGCCACAGGAGUGGUGUCACCAGCCUGCAGGUGGACAAUACAGAGCAGCGGUAUUUGCUAUCGGGGGCCUCGGACGGUUCGCUCGCUGUCCAUGACACUCAGGUCCCCACCAAGUAUGAACAAGAUGGCACCGCAGUUCAUGAACGCCUGUUCAAAAUUGACAAGAGGACGGAGGGAGCCCACCAGUACGCCGUCUCGUCCGUUUCAUGGUACCCAAUUGAUACUGGCCUCUUCGUGUCGGGCUCGUUUGACGACACGGUCAAAUGCUGGGAUACGAACACGUUGCAGGUGGAGAUGACGUUCAGUCUUCCCGCCAAGGUAUUUGCCGUCGCCAUGUCUCCAGUCGCUGUCACCCACACUCUCAUAGCUGUUGGCAGCGGUGACACCCGGGUCCGCCUGUGUGACGUCAGCAGCGGCGGCUUCGCACACAGCCUGGCGGGCCACCGGGACGCGGUCUGGGCGGUCACGUGGUCGCUCUCCAGCGAGUUCGUGCUCAUGACGGGGGGGUGCGACGGCGCCAUCCGCUUCUGGGACAUCCGGCGUGCGGGCUGCUUCAAGGUGUUGGACCAGCACAAGACCCAGAUGGGGCGGCGGCCGCCCCCUCGACCACAGGACACGCGUACGGAUCCACCGAACGCUCUUCAACAGCGGGAAGGUCGGGGUCCGAAGCGAAGAGGCGCCCCCGACCGGCCGCAGCUGCUGCACCCGGGGAUGGCGUCAGCGCUGGACCGCACGUCAGCGCAUGACGCCCCUGUGACGUCACUGCAGGGCACGCCGGACGGGCAGUACCUGUUCAGCACAGGUGCCGACUCCCGUUUGCGACUGUGGGACAUUGAGACCGGGAACAACACUCUGGUAAAUUACCGGACGACCCGGGGCAAAGCCAACAGGGGCACACAGAUCGCCGUCUCUCCGGACAGCAGCCACGUGUACCAACCGUCCGGCAGCGUCAUCCAGGCGUUCGACGUAUGGUCCGGGGAGCCGCACGCCACGCUCCGGGGCCACUUCGAGGGGGUAAAUUGCUGCACCUUCCAGGCACAUGAUCAGGAAAUGUACAGCGGGGGCAACGAUCGUCAGAUCUUAGUUUGGGAGCCUCCCGCACCCGCAAAGGUCCUUGAAGAUGAGCACGCAGAUCAAGAUAAUUGGAGCGAUGAUGAAGGGAAGCUUGACUAUGGCUUCCCAUAGGCAGCCUUUGCUUAGUUGAGCUGUUUAUCACGUUAUAAUGAACCAGUCCGGGAGAAGCAAUUACAGCGAGAGAGAGUAGAUAGCAGGGCCAGUCAGUCUUACAUUCUGCUUGAGGUUGAUCAUCAAAGCCUAUGCUGUUGGCCGGUACUACAUCCUUGCAAUUCUGUUGAGGGCUGGAUACCGUGCGAGG